Medicago truncatula (barrel medic) is the source of this 589-nucleotide messenger RNA. RefSeq names its product glycine-rich protein. The coding region runs from base 71 to 400 and encodes 109 amino acids. The record is from RefSeq and is a predicted model, not a curated record. The transcript is spliced from 2 exons. NCBI's taxonomy places the organism in Eukaryota, Viridiplantae, Streptophyta, Magnoliopsida, Fabales, Fabaceae.
AUUUAGUCACAUCCUUUUCAUCCAUCCAUACGUAUAAAAUAGAUAAAGUUUUCACAUUGUGUUAGCAAAAAUGAAUUCCAAGGCUUUACUUUUUCUAGCUAUGUUGUUGGCUUCCAUCCUUCUCAGUUCUGCUGAGACUGCACCCAAAGACUUGGACAAGAAUCUUGACAACCAAGAUGAGUUCUAUGAAACAAAUGGGGUAGAUGAAAGCCAAUAUGUAGGCGGUCCAUGGCGUGGUGGUGGAAGUGGUUAUGGUGGAGGUGGUUACGGUGGAGGACAUUACGGCGGAAGAUAUUGUCAUCACGGUUGCUGUGAUUGGGGCUACCAUGGAAGCUGUAGAAGGUGCUGCUAUCCUCGUGAACAUCAUGUUGCUGAUAUUGAUGCUGAACCUCACAACUAAGCACAAAGGAUAGAAACUUGUAGUACUAAAAAGUCUAAAAGUGUGUUCUUCUAGUAAUAAUAAUAAGUAUGAAUAAAACUUCAUGAGAAUAUGAAGUGUAUGUAGUUGUAAUAGAUAUGUAAUAAAACUGGAAAUCUUUGCUUGUAAAUUAAACCGUCUAAAAAUAUACUUGUAAUGUUAUAUUUUCUC